GUGACAUUUUCCAGUCCUUUCAUCCAGAAAAGGCCAAAGUUUCAAACAAUUAGGAAAUUAUUCUCCACAAAACAAGGUAAGUAUAUGUUUAAUAGUGAUGUCCGAACUGUUUGCUGAACGGUUCGCCGCGGACUCAUCAUUGAGUAAACUUUGACCCUGUACCUCACAGUCAGCAGACAUAUUCCAGCCAAUCAGCAGCAGACCCUCCCUCCCAGACCCUCCCACCUCCUGGACAGCAUCCAUUGUGAAGCUGCAUUCUUAGUGAGCUGUCCAGGAGGUGGGAGGGUCUGCUGCUGAUUGGCUGGAAUGUGUCUGCUGACUGUGAGGUACAGGGUCAAAGUUUACUCAAUGAUGAGUCUGUGGCGAACCGUUCGCGGCAAACCGUUCGGCGAACAGUUCGGGACAUCACUAAUGUUUAACAAAUACACAAAUAAAGUUCUAGACUUGGAGAUUGUGUUCCUUCUUUUUUCCUUUUGCUUUUACCUUAGAAUUUUUGGAAUAUGAUGAAAGCAAUUCAUCCAUUAUUGGUCUCUGUGUAUCAUAUACAAUACUAAAGUUAUAAAAACAAAAUUAGUAUCAGCGCUAAGUGAAUAUACCCCUAAGUAAUAAACACAGCGUUCAACCAAAAAAUGUCUUAUCCAUCAAAGAGUUCCAAUUUCAGUUUUAAUAGAGGGUACUUCCAAGCAAUUCACAGGGAUUAGUUGCUGCAACAGUAGCAUAUACGGAAAAUCUGUGUCUUUAUAUGUAUCCAAAUGGUCUUGAAAAAGCUUGGUCUAACGAGCGAAACAUGUAGAUCGUGUGUCUGGUGGGACUUUUAAAUCUACAACAAUCACAGCAGUGCCUGGAAGCCGGCGUUCUUGUGAGGGACCGAUCCAAGUGCACAGGACGGUUCAAAAAGAUCUGUAUUCACGGAGCGACAGCAAGUAACUCUUCCAUUUAACACUCUGUUUGAAUUGUGCUUUAUUGUGAAACUUAGAGAUAAGCUUCACAACAUUAUAUUGUAAGAGGUUUUCUUAUGGGGGGUUUUUCACUUGGGUAAUAAAAUUGUAACAGUAUUACGCUAUGUCAGUAUCUUUUCUAUUUUAAGGUUUGGAUACAUAUAAAGACACAGAUUUUACGUAUAUGCUACUGUUGCAGCAACUAAUCCCUGUGAAUUGCUUGGAAGUACCCUCUAUUAAAACUGAAAUUGGAACUCUUUGAUGGAUAAGACAUUUUUGGGUUGAACCCUGUGUUUAAUACAUAGGGGUAUAUUCACUUAGCGCUGAUACUAAUUUUGUUUUUAUUUUGUGUCUUAUAAGAUAUUUUAAAAACUUGGGAAGGUUUUUUUAUUGUAUCUAGCAGCUUUCCAAUUUUCUGGUGGAACACUAAGUUUGGGGCAUUGUCCUAGAAAUUCCACUGUAUUAUUCUUGAUGUGCGCCCUCUAUACUGUGUUUUUGUAUUGAAUACUAAAGUUAUGUUCUGUGCUACUUUUAUAGAAGAGACCACCAAACCAGCUCCACUGGAAGAUGCAGCUAUUGAUGUUCAUUCGCUGCCAGUAUCGGAAUCUAAGAGCGUGGAGUCAUCGGCGCCGGCUGUGGAUACUGAAACAGAAAAGACCAUCCAACCAGCUCCAGAAGAGGAUGUGGUUACCGACUCUCCUAUAUUGCCAGUAGCCACUGAGAGCAUGCACCCAUUAACACCCGAUGCUUAUACCAUUACAGAAGAGCCCUUCCAACCACCUCCAGUGGAAGCUACAAAAAUUUACAAUGUACCAGUAGUGGACACUGAGAUUGUGGAGUCAUCACCACCAGCUAUCAACGCCAUCGCUGCAGAAACCAUCCAACCACCUCCAAAGGAAGCUAGAAUUAUGGACAAUGCUCCAUUGACAGUAGAGGACUCUGCGAGCAUGGAACCAUCACCACAAGCUAUUGUAAGCUUACUAGAAAUGACAAUCCAACCAGCUGUAGAAGAUGAUUUAGUUACUGACACUACACCAUUGCCAGUAAAGGACACGGACAGCGUGGAGCCAUGUAUGCCAGCUGUCGAUGAAAUUACAGAAAAGACAAUCCAACCACCUCCAGAGGAGGAUGCAGCUAUUAAUGCUCAUUCACUACCAUUAGAGGACUCUGAGAGCGUGGAGCCAUUGCGGCCAGCUGUCAAAGAUAUGGAAAAGAUAAUCCAACCAGCUCCAGAGGAGGCUGUAGUUAUUGACACGCCUCAAGUGCCAGCAGUGGACAAUGAGAAAGUGGAAUCAUCACCACCAGCUGCUGGUACUGAUAUGGAAAACAACAUCCAAACCUCAACAGAGAAAGAUGCAGUUAUUGAUGUUGAUAACAUUGUAGAAGAAACCAUUGAACCACCAAAGGGUUUAGUUCGUGACACUGUUCCACUGGCAGAAGCAGAUGUCGAAAAGCCAUCAUCAUCAGCUGGGUAUUGAGAUAUUCAUCUUUCUCAUCAAUGCUGUUAACGUAUACUGUGUGUUAUAGGAGCAUUUUGUUUUGGGUCUUUGUUUUUUCAUGGGGGAGGGGACUGUAUGUAAUUUUAAAUAUAUUUUAAAAUGUGUUCUUUUCUUUGCAGUAUUCAGCAAGGAGCUCGGCUGAGCAUUCAGGAUUUUGAUUGUCUCUGUGUGCUGGGAAGAGGAGCAUUUGGAAAG
Messenger RNA from Pelobates cultripes (western spadefoot toad), 2632 nucleotides. The record is from the annotation of a GenBank genome assembly. NCBI's taxonomy places the organism in Eukaryota, Metazoa, Chordata, Amphibia, Anura, Pelobatidae.